AUGCGAUCGGCUCUGCUUCAGCACACUAGCCGUGAUCUUGGCCACUGUGCUGCCAAGCUCAAGGCUCGCGGAUUUGAGCAGCGUGCCGUCGAGAGACGGGCUGCCACUCAUGCUGAGCUGAUGAAGAAGCGCAACAUCAAGGCCCGCGACGCUGCCGCUGUUCUGGCCACUGACCACAACAACACCGCUCUCGCCUACACCUUGGAUACCGAGGAGAGCGUUAUCUUCGCUUCCAACGGGUCUUGUACUCUUACCCCUGAGGGCGAGAGCGGUCCUUACUACGUCGCCGGCGAAUACGUCCGCACCGACCUGGCCGAGGAUGUUCAGGGUGUCCCUGUCCACUACGAGUUCCAGAUCCUCGAUGCCGACACUUGUGAGCCCCUUGUCGGAGCUUACUUUGAGAUCUUCAACUGCAACGCCACUGGUGUCUACUCCGGUACUACCAACACCGGCAACGGCAACACCGCCGACGUGACCGUCCUCGACGAGACCUGGCUCCGCGGACUGCAGCCCACUGACGACGAGGGUGUUGCCAACUUCGACACCAUCUUCCCUGGUCACUACACCGGCCGCGCCACCCACAUCCACACCCUCCUCCACCGCAACGCCACCGUCCGAGAGAACGGCACCGUGUUCGACACUUCUCUGUCCCACAUCGGCCAGACCUUCUGGGACCAGAGCACCCGUGACCAGGUCGAGCUGCUCGCUCCCUACAACACCAACACCCAGACCAAUACCCUCAACUCCGAGGACAGGGUCUUUGAGACCGAGUCCGAGAACGGCAGUGAUCCCGUCUUCAAGUACGUCCAGCUCGGCGACAGCAUCGAGGACGGUUUCCUGGCUUGGAUCGUCCUCGCCGUCAACACCACCUUGUCCAACACCGUGAGCCCCGCUGCCGUCCUCUACGAAUCCGGUGGUGUCGAGGUGGCCUCCGGCUUCUAA
Molecule: messenger RNA, 942 nt
Organism: Truncatella angustata
Lineage: Eukaryota; Fungi; Ascomycota; Sordariomycetes; Amphisphaeriales; Sporocadaceae
Product: Intradiol ring-cleavage dioxygenase
Exons: 2
Coding region: 1-942 (313 amino acids)
Molecular function (GO): ferric iron binding; oxidoreductase activity, acting on single donors with incorporation of molecular oxygen, incorporation of two atoms of oxygen
Source: RefSeq, a predicted model, not a curated record